This is a messenger RNA of Rotaria sordida, 513 nucleotides long. The record is from the annotation of a GenBank genome assembly. Lineage: Eukaryota; Metazoa; Rotifera; Eurotatoria; Philodinida; Philodinidae.
AUGUUUUUCUCUAACACUGACACAUUUUCAAGCAAUAUCAAAAAACGUAAUUACAUAAUUGCUUUUCUUACCGGUACAAUCACUGGCAUAGCAUGGUGGAUUAUCAUUGAUAUAUUAGUUCGUUCAACAGAACAUUUAUUUGCUCGAGUCUAUAUUCUACCUGGUAUUGCUAUAACACUAAUGCUUAUUAUUCUUCAUUUCAUUCCUGAUACGGGAAUACAAAUGAAUAAUGAAAUGACAAAUAUAUUUAAUGGUAGUUCAAGUUUAUGUUGUUGUAUUUCAACAAAAUGUGCUCGACUGUUAUUUUUUCUUGCUUUUCUUAUUAUCUUUUCGGCUGUGAUUAGUAGUAUAUGGAUAUUUAUUGCAAAUUAUGUUAUAACUGAUGAAAUAGAUAAAAAAUUAGGUUAUAUACAAUGGUUUGGAAUUGGUAAUAUGAUUUUUACAAUAUCACUUGCUAUUGCUACUUUAUUAAGUCGAUUUGGAAGAAAAAAAAUCGAUUCAAUGACAAUAUAA